AGCAAGGCGUGGCCUUCAGUUCCGCGAUCGAGACACAGGAAUUGUUAACAUUCUGUCGGUUUUUUGGCGUUCGGGAGGAAGGAAGCCCCGCGGUUCUGCACCGGGAGAGGAACAUGGCGCGCGUCACGGCAGAGGAACAACAGAAAGGGCUCGAGGAGCACUCGCAGAACCCCAGAGAGAGCGCCAAGAGAUGGGGUCCGCAGCACGCAGGCGCGAAGGAGCUGGCGAAUUUGUACUCGCCAGGUAAGCGGUGUCAGGAGUGGGUGUGUGUCCUCUUGUGUUUCUCUCUGAUGAUCUUCAACUUCUUCCACCUGCUGACCAACUUCCACAUCAACCACAUCUGGUACAUCGCUCUCGGAAUAGUUGGCGGCAUCCUGACAGCGGACUUCACCUCUGGCCUGGUGCACUGGGGAGCAGACACAUGGGGCUCAGUAGACCUGCCCCUCUUUGGAAAGGCGUUUAUUCGUCCGUUCCGUGAGCACCACAUCGACCCGACGGCCAUCACGCGCCACGACUUCAUCGAGACCAACGGAGACAACUGCAUGCUAACGCUGCUACCGCUAAUGCAUAUGGCAUACGGCUUCAGCACACACACGCCAGCUGAGCAGUACCGUGACUACCCCUGGAACUGCUUCCUGUUUGCCUUGGCCAUCUUCGUGACGCUGACCAAUCAGAUCCACAAGUGGUCCCACACCUAUUUUGGACUUCCUGUUUGGGUGCAGAAGCUGCAGGAUUGGCACCUCAUAUUGCCACGGAAACACCACCGCACACACCACGUCUCACCGCACGAGACCUACUUCUGUAUCACCACAGGCUGGCUUAACUACCCGCUGGAGCGUUUGGGCUUCUGGAGAAACCUGGAGGAGCUGAUCACCAGCGUGACGGGAGAGAAGCCGCGCUCAGACGACCUCAAGUGGGCAUGCAAGACCAACUAGAACCCCCCCAAUAUACGCUAUUAGACACCCCCACCCCCCCAUAUAUGCCAUACACCCCCCCCUA
Messenger RNA from Engraulis encrasicolus (European anchovy), 999 nucleotides. It is a transcript of the gene peds1b, whose product is annotated as plasmanylethanolamine desaturase 1. The transcript has 6 exons. Bases 114 to 935 code for a protein of 273 amino acids. The record is from RefSeq and is a predicted model, not a curated record. Gene Ontology annotation, molecular function: oxidoreductase activity. NCBI's taxonomy places the organism in Eukaryota, Metazoa, Chordata, Actinopteri, Clupeiformes, Engraulidae.